AUGUAUGUGGUAGCCUUUAAGACGUUGCUCGCGCAAAUAGAAACUCCGCAUGCAGAUGCAAACUUACUGGCUCCCAAAGAACAAGCAACCUUACUGGCCCUGGGGUGCGGCGAUAAAUCUGAAGCGGCCUUUACAGAAUGCGUCAGCCAGAUUGUACGCAUGGCAACCACUCAUGGCGCUGCGGUGGCGCUGCGUUAUGAGACAAUGCAGGGCAUGGGGACGAUGGAUUAUGCGACGUUACUAGCAAGAGCACAACGACUGGCUCUUGCGUUGCAGGCCCAAGGGAUCGGCAGCGGACGGCGGGUAGGGAUUGGUGUGGGCCGUAGCCCUGAACAACUGAUUGCAGUGUUGGGCGUCAUGUUAUCCGGCGCAGCCUAUGUUGCUCUGGAGCCGGGUUAUCCGGCGCAGCGGCUGGCCUAUAUCAUCGAAGAUGCAGACCUGUCGUUGGUGUUGACCACGAUGACGUGGAUGGAUGCACUGCCGUUAGCGGAUGUCGAUGUGCAGGUGCUGGAUGGGAUGCUGGAGGAUGAAGACUGGCUCAGUGAAUUCGCUUCAGGUCCGAUAAUGGCGGUGGAUGCCAAGAGUGAAGCUUAUGUCCUCUACACCUCAGGCUCAACAGGUGAGCCUAAAGGGGUUAGUGUGAGCCAUGCCGGGUUGGCAAAUUACCUCAAUCAUGCGAUGGGUUAUCUGACUCCAGUGAUGGUAGGCUCAGUGGUCAGUUCUCCUUUGUGUUUUGAUGCAACACUGACCACGUUACUGACGCCAUUGUGUCUCGGUAAAGAGGUGGAGAUUUUAGGCGGUGACGACGGCAGUGAAGAUGUCAGCGGGAUGCUGGAGCGGCUAAGCACUCGCUUAUUCAGUGAUGUAUCCCGUUUGUUUAAAAUCACCCCCGCCCAUUUGGAUGCAUUAAGUGCCGGGCGUGAGGGGCGCAGCGGCGACGCUGAACACGUGAUAGUCGUAGGUGGAGAGCAGUGGUUGUCGGGGAGUGCACGGCACUGGAAAACGAAUGUACUGCCUGCGAGUGUGUUUGUGAAUGAAUAUGGACCGACAGAAACGGUCGUGGGUUGUACGGUCUACCGGAUAGAGACACAGGCAGAUGUGGAUGGCUUGCGAGGGGAUGCGGUGCCGAUAGGACGCCCGAUAGCGAACACGCAGGUUUAUGUGCUGGGGGCUCCCGGGGUCGAUGGUCGCCUUGGUCAGCUCCAGCCGCAGGGCAGUGUGGGGGAAUUAUAUAUCGGAGGGGUGGGCGUCUCACCGGGUUAUGUGGGUCGUGCAGAGUUGACGGCUCAGCGGUUUAUGGCCAAUCCAUAUGAUACCGGCCGGAUGUACCGCAGCGGUGAUUUGGUCCGCUGGCAGGAUGGCGAGCUGGUGUUUGUGGGGCGUAGCGAUGAGCAGGUGAAGCUUCGGGGCUUUAGGAUAGAGCUGGGUGAGAUCAGUGCUCGCUUGCAAUCACAGGAAGGCGUGCAGGAAGCGGUUGUCGUCGUCCGGGGUGAGGGCACUGAGCGCCGGCUCGUAGGUUAUGUGGUGCUCAGCGAAGUCGAAGAAGCCGGAUGGGUUGAGCGUUGUGAGCAAUUGAGAGUGGCGCUGGGGCAGAGUGUCCCGGCGUAUAUGGUCCCCUCGGUGCUGAUAGCUCUUGCGUCAAUGCCGUUGACGGUCAAUGGUAAGGUAGACCGCAAGGCGCUGCCGGCACCCGAGCUGCAACAUGCGCA
This is a messenger RNA of Ostrinia furnacalis (Asian corn borer), 1709 nucleotides long. RefSeq names its product tyrocidine synthase 3-like. Gene Ontology annotation, molecular function: phosphopantetheine binding. Gene Ontology annotation, cellular component: cytoplasm. NCBI's taxonomy places the organism in Eukaryota, Metazoa, Arthropoda, Insecta, Lepidoptera, Crambidae. The record is from RefSeq and is a predicted model, not a curated record. Gene Ontology annotation, biological process: secondary metabolite biosynthetic process; amino acid activation for nonribosomal peptide biosynthetic process. The transcript has a single exon. The annotation marks the transcript as partial.